AUGGGUUCCCUCAAGAAAGCCCUAGCCAAAGUCAAGACGGGCCUGCACAGCAGCCCAGGCUCGACUUCCGACGACGACUCCGGCCUCAAGUCUCCCCCGCCAACACUCAAUGGCAGAUGCCAGUCGCCCAGCACCACCACCCGCUCUUCCGGCGGCGCCAGCAGCCAGCGAGCUAGUGGCGAGCUCAAGCGCAAAGACGCCGUCUCGCCCUCGGAUAGCAGGACGAGCAUCGAUGCGCCGCGCAAUUCCCUGAGCGGCCUGCUCCACCGCCGCACCGACAGCCCCAACCGCCAGCACCACGCGCGCAAAGGCUCCGUCUCUGCCAGCAGCCCUAUCCGCGCCGUCAAGGAAAGGCUGCACAUUGGCGAUGCCUCUUCUGGAGACGAGGCCAAUCCCCUGAACCGCGAGGGCGAGCCCAUGUCCAAGAACCAACUGCGCAAACAUGAGAGGCAAGCCCAGCAGGAGGAGCGCUUCAAGCUGACCAGGCAGAAGGAGCAGGAGCUUGAGCGCAGGAGGAGAGAGAUGGAGGCCCAAGCCGACGCCGAGUUGUCUCCCGAGCAAAAGGCCAAGUACGGCCUCGUGCCUCCCAACUCGUACGCUGGACCGUGGAAACAUGAGCCGCGCCACAAUCUCCAAGACUUCUCUGCAAAGGACGUUGGCAAGGAGGUCAUCUUCCGUGCUCGCAUCCACCACCUGCGCAAGAUGAGCUCCAAAUUCGUCUUCUUCAUCUUCCGCCAGCAGCUCGUCACCAUCCAGGGUGUCUUGAUGGAGCAUGCAGACAUCUCCAAGUAUUUUCUCUACUGGGCCGAGCAUCUCGAUGCCGAGACCGUCGUCCUCGUCAAGGGCAUUCUUCAGGAACCCAAGGCCAAGCAGGGCGAAGUGAUUGGCGCCACCAUACACGACGUCGAAGUCUCGGUCCACGCCAUGCACGUGGAAGCGCCCAUCACCGACCAUCUGCCCUUCAACGUCAACGAGGCUGAAGUCACUCGCGCCGAUGUCGAAGCAGAUCUCGCCAAGCCCGACCACAAGGAGGGACACAACCGCGUGAGGAUUGCAGACCGCACGCGCUUGAACAACCGCAUCAUCGACUUGCGGUCAACAGCUUCGCAGAGCAUUUUCCGCAUCCAGUCUGGCAUCUGUAGCCUGUUCCGUCAACAGCUCGAUUCGGAAGGCUUCAUCGAGAUCCAUACUCCCAAGUUACAAGGUGGUGCCACAGAAUCGGGCGCCAGUGUCUUCAAAAUCGAUUACUUUGGACGAGGCGCUUUCCUAGCGCAGAGCCCUCAAUUGGCCAAGCAAAUGGCUAUUUCUGCCGAUUUUGGCAAGGUUUAUGAGAUUGGUGCGGUCUUCCGUGCUGAGAACAGCAACACCUACCGCCAUUUGACCGAAUACACUGGCCUCGAUCUGGAAAUGCAGAUUGAUGAGCACUAUCACGAAGUCCUCCGUGUGCUGGAUCGCACGUUCAAGAACAUCUUCAAGGGCAUCUACGAGCGAUACCGACCCGAAGUCGAGACCAUCAAGAGGUAUUUUCCCCACGAGGACCUGGUCUGGCUCGAUGAAACCCCCGUCCUUCCAUUUGCCGAGGCAGUGCGCAUGCUAAAUGCAUCUGGAUGGAGAGAUGACGAGGGCAAAGAGCUAGAUGAGAAUGAGGACUUGGGCACGAGGGAUGAGGUGCAACUCGGCCGUGUCAUCAAAGAGAAGCUUGGUACCGACUACUACAUUCUCGACAAGUUCCCAGUCAACGCUCGUCCUUUUUACGCCAUGCCGGAUCCAAACAACCCCAACGUCACCAAUUCCUUUGACAUCUUUUGCAGAGGUCAAGAGAUUCUCAGCGGUGGUCAGCGUAUCCAUGAUGCUGACAUGCUGCUUGAGAAGAUGCGUAAGCUUAAGAUUGACCCCAGCUCCAUGGAGGAGUACAUUCAGGGCUUCCAAUGGGGUGCCCCACCGCACGGUGGAGGUGGCAUCGGCCUCGAGCGUAUUCUCAUGCUCAUGAUGAGUCUUGGCAAUAUCCGACAUGCUUCCAUGUUCCCCCGUGAUCCCAAGAGUUUGCCAGAAAAGCCCGUUGUCAAGCAAUUGCGUCAUCCAGAAGCAAGCACCAUGCACCCACCAUGGGAAGGACAAGAUCGGGCGUUUGCCAAGAUUGAUCUACAGCCCAUCGAGAAGCUCAUUGCCAAUUACGGCGACGCUACGAAUACCUCAUGGCUUGAACCGCGCACAGAGAUUUGGCGCGACGAGUCCACGGGUGCAGCCGUCGGCUUCGUACCUGUUGACGGUUAUGCCAUCACCGUCGGUGAUCCUCUCUGCCAUGAGUCGCAGUAUCUGAAGACCAUGACGGGGUACCUCAAGUACAUCAAAAAGGAGCGAAAUCUCAAGCCUCUUUGGUUGCUUGUAGGUGCUGCAGCUGAGGAAGUCUUGGCUACAAAAUUCAAUUGGCGGACCUUUUCCGUCACUGGUGAACAGCGCGUCGAUCCAGUGCACAAUCCCGCUGACAAGGAUGGUGACAUUCAACGCAAGAUUCGCCACGCCGAGAAGGAGGGCGUCAAGAUCAUUGACUAUCCACUGGGCACACCACCGCCAGCAGACGUCAAGGCAAAGGUGGAUGCCCGUGUUGAGGACUGGCUGAGGAACCGCAAGGGCAAGCAAGUGCACUUGACCAAUAUCCACCCCUGGCAAGAUGAGGAGCACCGUCAAUAUCACGUCGCCUAUACGCCCGAUGGCACAAUCUGCGCCUUUGUCGCCAUGGCCCAACUCUCGCCAGACCAUGGCUGGCAAGUCAAGUACUCCCUUGACUUCCCCAACGCGCCCUCUGGCGCCAUAGAGCAGAUUGUGACACACGCGCUCAAGGCAGUCGCAUCAACGGGCGCAACAAGCGUCACUUUUGGUGGUGGUGCCUCUUCCAAGUUCAGCCCCGGCCACAAUGUCAAAGGCACGCGGGUCAAAGUUCUCAGCCGGGCCUACCACGCGAUUUCCACAGAACUCAAGCUUACCAACAAGACUGAGUUCCGUGAAAAGUUGGGUGCUGUCGACGACCCGAGUUAUAUUUGUUAUCCGCCGCAUGGGCUGGGCCCGUUGGCGGUCAAGGCGAUUAUGAACUUCUUCUCGGACGAUGACGAGAACUAA
Molecule: messenger RNA, 3117 nt
Organism: Plenodomus lingam JN3
Lineage: Eukaryota; Fungi; Ascomycota; Dothideomycetes; Pleosporales; Leptosphaeriaceae
Biological process (GO): aspartyl-tRNA aminoacylation
Cellular component (GO): cytosol; cytoplasm; aminoacyl-tRNA synthetase multienzyme complex
Molecular function (GO): ATP binding; aspartate-tRNA ligase activity; RNA binding
Source: RefSeq, a predicted model, not a curated record